Canis lupus familiaris (dog) is the source of this 1581-nucleotide messenger RNA. Its product is annotated as N-acylneuraminate-9-phosphatase-like. Bases 1 to 864 code for a protein of 287 amino acids. The record is from RefSeq and is a predicted model, not a curated record. The transcript has 3 exons. Gene Ontology annotation, molecular function: hydrolase activity. NCBI's taxonomy places the organism in Eukaryota, Metazoa, Chordata, Mammalia, Carnivora, Canidae.
AUGAACUUUCUCAACAACACUCUGUGUCCUGAAAUCAUACCAAUACGUGAGACUUUGUUGAUGAAACUUAAAGAUAACAAAAGGCUUUUGGAUUGUGAGCGAGAGGAUGGCUGGCGGAAUGGUCUGAACCGGGUGCGAGCCGUUUUCUUCGACCUGGAUAACACACUCAUCCACACGGCCGCGGCCAGCAGAAGAGGCAUGCUGGAGGUGAUAAAGCUUUUACAAUCAAAAUACCACUAUAAAGUAGAGGCUAAAACCAUCUGUGACAAAGCUCAAGUUAAACUCAGCAAGGAAUGUUUUCAUCCUUCCAGUACAUGCAUUACUGACCUAAGGACUUUACCCUGGGAGGAAGCAAUCCUUGAAACGAAGGGUGGUGCAGCCAAUAGGAAAUUGGCUGAAGAAUGUUAUUUCCUGUGGAAAUCUACACGUUUACAGCAUAUGAUACUAGCAGAAGAUGUCAAAGCCAUGCUCACCGAACUUCGGAAAGAAGUCCGCCUACUUUUAUUAACAAAUGGAGACCGACAGACCCAGAGGGAGAAGAUUGAGGCUUGUGCCUGCCAGUCCUAUUUUGAUGCUAUCGUUAUAGGUGGAGAGCAGAAAGAAGAGAAACCAGCCCAUUCCAUAUUUUAUCAUAGCUGUGAUCUCCUUGGACUACAGCCUGGGGACUGUGUGAUGGUUGGUGACACACUAGAAACCGAUAUACAAGGAGGCCUCAAAGCAGGGCUGAAAGCAACAGUCUGGAUAAAUAAAAAUGGAAUAAUGCCACUGAAGUCCUCCCCCAUGCCACACUAUAUAGUUUCAUCUGUGCUAGAGUUACCUGCUGUCUUACAAAGUAUUGAUUGUACAGUCAGUAGGUCAACUUAAAGUAUAGAAAAGGGCAUGAUUAUGUAUUUUAGGGUCAAAUACAGGUUUUGAACUAAGAAAAGUUAAGGCAUUCCAUGUAUUAAGACCCAGUUCUAAGAAUAAUUUUACUUACAGUUUAAUAGCCAGCCAACCACUGACUGGCAUUUAUAUCUGAAAAUCCAGAGCACAUUAAUAAAUACAACUUACUAGUUAUUAGUAGUGUAAUUCAGAAAACUUGAGGAAAUCUAUUAUUUGUUAAUCUGUGACUUGAGGUUUUUGAAAAAUUAUUUUAUUAAUCUUUUAGCAUCUUGGAUCCAUGAAGAUAUCAGACAAGAUAGCUUAUACAUGGAUGCACAAAUACAGGUUUUAUGUUCUGUCUUAAAAAUAGAUAUAUUUUUAAAAUAGAUAUUCUAGAUAUUCUAAAACAGAUAUAUAAUAGAGAUUUAUCAGAACAAUUGGAUCUGGAUAAUAGGAAAUAAGUGCUAAGUCACAUGCCAAUCAAGGCAUUCCAUAGUGAAAUUAUUUUGCAUAUUUUCUUUUUAAAAACAUCUACCAUAUUUUUGUCUACUUUGAAUGUAUACAUUCUUUUAUGAAUCCAGUUUUUCUGCAUGACCUUUUUUGAGGGGAGGGGGGAUAAUUUUCCUAUGGUGUAUACAUGACAAAUAAAUUUCUCCAGUAAAACAACUGUUAAAAUCAGCAUAUGGUGCUCCUUCUCCAUGACAUUUUCACAUCUUUCUA